AUGACUACUUUCAUCUACAGGGGUUACAGCGGCGCAGUCGCCAGCAAAGGAGGACAAGGCCGAGCUCAGCGCUCCGUGUUCAAAUUCCACGUUCGCGAGCAGCGAUGGGACCGCGCGGCGGAUAUGCUGCAUGCCAGGGCUUGUCACGGAGCCGUCGUUGUGCACGAGAAGAUCAUGGUCGUCGGCGGCAAGGACGACAAGGAAGAGAUCCUCAACUCGGUGGAGUUGUACAACCCUGCGUCGGACAGCUGGGUUCCGUACCGCCAUCUUCCGCUGCCGCUCAUGGCCUGCGGCGUUGGCUUCUUGGGCGGAAUGGUGUAUGUGGUAGGAGGGGUGACCACCAAGAAGCAGGUGUUUACCGGCAUGACGCCCGCCGAAGUGUUGUCCACUGUGCACGCCACGGAUCCCAACGAGCGCACCUGGGUACGACGACCGAGUCUCCCUGAGCCCCGCGCCUACUGCACCGCUCUGACCAUCCACCACGAACUGUGGCUUGCGGGUGGCCUCAAACCCGCGGGCCGCGACCCCGCCAGCUUCACCAACCUAGUCGACGUGCUCGCGUUCGACUCACUGCGUGGUCGAUGGGAAUUCCGUUUCAAGCUCUCUCGUGCGCGUCACGCCGUCGCUGCCGCCAAUGCUGACGACCGCGUCUACGUCAUCGGAGGAAUGACUUGCCUGGAGGGCACGUCUGUGGAUGACGUAGACGUGUACCACCGACAGCGGCUCUGUUUCCUCGAUUGCCAGUGCCUGCCCAGGAAGCUCACAGGACGCGUAGUCUUGCACUACCACGUGCUCAAGAACCGGUGGGACCUCUGCGGGAUGAUGCCCGAACCGCGGAGCUACCACGCAGCCGUGCUCAUCGGAAAAACGGUCUACAUCACAGGCGGGUUCGAUCCAGAGACACGAAAGUGUGGAGAGCUGGUGGCCUGCAAGACCACGUUCGCCUACGACAUCGACACCAUGGAGUGGAGUCGUAAGGCCGACAUGAAAACUGGCCGAGCGGCGCACGGUGCGGCAACAUUCAAGGACAAGCUUCUCGUGUUCGGCGGUAGAGGUCGCUUCGGAAGAGCCGUGGCAUCGACGGAAGAGUACGACCCGUCAUCUGACACAUGGCGAGAGUGCACGCCUCUAGACGUGCCUCGAAUGGCUGUCGGCUGCGCCACGGUCGCUGAUGUCAUCUACGUGGUUGGCGGCAUGGUACCCGAGGAGGACGAUCUGUACCGUGCCGUGGACAGGGUCGACAUUUAUGACCCGAAGACACACAC
Messenger RNA from Rhipicephalus microplus (southern cattle tick), 1265 nucleotides. RefSeq names its product alpha-scruin-like. Gene Ontology annotation, molecular function: protein binding. Lineage: Eukaryota; Metazoa; Arthropoda; Arachnida; Ixodida; Ixodidae. The record is from RefSeq and is a predicted model, not a curated record.